Messenger RNA from Penicillium maclennaniae, 465 nucleotides. RefSeq names its product mitochondrial 54S ribosomal protein mL58. The transcript has 2 exons. Lineage: Eukaryota; Fungi; Ascomycota; Eurotiomycetes; Eurotiales; Aspergillaceae. Gene Ontology annotation, molecular function: structural constituent of ribosome. The coding region runs from base 1 to 465 and encodes 154 amino acids. Gene Ontology annotation, cellular component: mitochondrial large ribosomal subunit. The record is from RefSeq and is a predicted model, not a curated record.
AUGGCUACCUCAAUUGUGGCCGCGAAGCGGCCUUUCCUUACCCUGCCGUUUCUGCUCCCUUCUUGGACGGAUUCCCUAGCGCUGGGGUCACGACGAUAUCAAUCUUCAUACCGACGUACCAAGCAGCGUCUACGUGUCAAGCCGGAUGCUUCCUUCGGCCCGUCCCACGCCGGACAGGACCAGAUCAUCUACAAUCCGCCAUCCAGUGCUCCUACAGCCUAUCACACUCCCAAUAAAUUUUUGCCAGCCGAUGAUGCCCGGAGGUCGAUGCGCGUCGAGGGAUUAAACUCUGUGACAUCUAAUUGCUCGCCGAUCUUCAUUGCCAUGGUCUGCGAGGCCAGCCCGGAAAAGAAGCAGAUGCAGAAGCAGGUGUUGGAAGCAGUGCAAUCGCGAUGGGGUGUGAAGCGACGGAUGGCCAGGGAGGACAGACAGCUUCGCCGUGAGGCCUGGGCUCGGGAUGAGUGA